AUGGCACCACCCAAAAGAGCACUCAUCGCUGUAACGUCUGCUCAUGCCCCUCUGUAUCCCGAAGGGCACGAAACGGGACUGUUUAUCACAGAAGCACUGCACCCUUUCGAGGCUUUCGAGAAGGCUGGAUUCGAUGUGGACCUAGUCUCCGAGACGGGCACGUAUAGCCCUGACUGGUUGUCGCAGCAAAAGGAUUGGCUCUCUGGGCAUGACCGCCAGGUGUGGGAGGACCAUUCAAGCCACUUCCGCCACAAAUUGGAUCAUCUCAUGAAACCCAGCGACGUUAUGGCAGAUCAGUAUGGAGUCUUCUUUGCUUCCGCUGGCCAUGCCUCUUUGAUCGAUUAUCCGGAGGCCCAUGGCCUGCAGAAUAUUGCGUCACAAAUGUAUGCAGACGGGGCUGUCGUCUCUGCAGUAUGUCACGGCGGUGCAAUAUUUCCCGGGAUCAUCGAUGAACACACGGGCAAGUCAAUUAUUGCUGGGAAGAAGGUCACUGGUUUCACCACCAAGGGGGAGGAGGAGGAGGGAGUGCUCGAUACCAUCAAGAGCUGGCAUCGCCCCACCAUUGAAUCGUCUGCCAGCUCAGCUGGUGCACAAUACAUUUCCCCACCUGGGCCCUGGGACGUGUUCACUCAAACCGAUGGCAGAAUCGUGACUGGCGCAAACCCUGCGAGUGCUCAGAUGACCGCAAAAGCUGCCAUUGCCGCAUUUGAUGAGUUGUGA
Messenger RNA from Neoarthrinium moseri, 720 nucleotides. RefSeq lists its product as uncharacterized. The transcript has 5 exons. NCBI's taxonomy places the organism in Eukaryota, Fungi, Ascomycota, Sordariomycetes, Amphisphaeriales, Apiosporaceae. Bases 1 to 720 code for a protein of 239 amino acids. Gene Ontology annotation, molecular function: glyoxalase III activity. The record is from RefSeq and is a predicted model, not a curated record.